AUGUCCUCGCUAAUCACGGCAGCCCUCGUGCUGCCACUCGGCUCAAUAGCUCUCCUCUUGCCGCCAUUGCUACAACUCGAAGCAUCGGGACUCAGCAAACCCAACUGGCCACCAUUCGAGUUUCUCUCGCUGCUUUUUCUGGAAUGGCAACCUUCACUUCUCACCCGAAUCCUCAACGUCUUUGUCUCUCCUCAUCAACGAGAGGCGAUCGUAUACUAUGAUGAUGCCUUCCCCGGUCUUUUUGCUGCUAUUGGUCUCUCCCUGGUUGGAUUUUGGGCUACGAGUAUUGCGAUUUGCAACACCAAAAACGUCUUUCACGCAAGAGGAUUCAAAGGUCGUGAUCUGCUCAAAAACAGCGCGGAACUCAUUCCCGAAUCGCUUGGCUUACCCGCAGCAGCAGUAUACAUGGCACUUUUAUUCCUCUUCAUCCCCUUGCGCUACUUUUCCUCUCGUCUUCAAGGCGUGGACAGCAGCGGUGAUGAUUGGGAAGGAAGAAUGGACGGAAGAGGUGGAUUUCCGCAUCACGAACUAGCAAGUUUCCUUUCGGCCCUGCUAUCCUUCUCUUCGGCAAUCAUCCUAGGUUUCCUCGACGACGUUUUCGAUAUCAGAUGGAGGUAUAAGCUUCCAAUCCCUAUCAUCUCGAGCAUUCCUUUGUUGAUGGUCUACUAUGCAGGUGGAGGUGGCACUUCGGUUGUGGUUCCUGGUUGGCCGAGUUUCCUUCGCUCUUGGUUGCGCAGUUCGAUCGUUGAACUUGGCCCUCUUUACUACAUCUAUAUGUCCUUGCUCUCCACUUUUUGCACCAACAGCAUCAACAUCUUGGCUGGUAUCAAUGGCGUCGAGGUUGGUCAGGCACUGGUCAUUUGCAUCUCGCUUUGUCUUAAUGAUCUUCUUUACCUCGACAGUCGCGCUGGUAUGCCUGGUUCUCGAUCUAGUAAAGAGUUGCUUCGACGACAUCUUUUCAGCCUUUAUCUCCUUUUGCCGCUUAUGGGCGUCUGUCUUGCAUUGCUCAAAUGGAACAGAUAUCCAGCAAGGGUUUUUGUAGGAGACACUUUCUGUUAUUUCGCAGGUAUCGUCUUUUCUACAGUAGCUAUCCUUGGUCACUUUAGCAAAACUGUUUUACUUUUCUUUCUUCCUCAGAUCUUCAACUUCCUUCUCAGUUGUCCGCAACUUUUUGGUCUGCUUCCAAAUCCUAGACAUCGCAUGCCCAAAUACGAUGCUAUCAGCAACUCUCUCUAUCCAUCCAUCCAAUACCUCCCAUCAGACCCACCAAAACCCGAUACAGCUUCCUCGCCAACAUCCACUCGACCUCCACCCCCACCAAGUCGCAUUACAACACUCAUAUUGCAAACCCUUGCAACACUUCGACUUGUUCAACUCGACUAUCAUCCAACGCAAAACAUCACUGCAAGAGGCAAGAUGAAAAGUACUACCAACCUGACAUUGCUCAAUGCAAUUCUAGUGUUGAGAGGCGUAAGGCAUAAAGAUUCAAGUAACCUUUUAGAGGGAGAGAAUCCUUUUACUGGUCCAUGUAUUACUGAGUAUGCUUUGUGGAUGCAUACUAUGCUUUUCCAGAUUGCUGCUUCUUGUUUGGCUUUUGCACUUAGAUAUUACCUUGCUUCUCUUGUGUUUCCUUAG
Messenger RNA from Ustilago hordei, 1635 nucleotides. RefSeq lists its product as uncharacterized. Gene Ontology annotation, molecular function: UDP-N-acetylglucosamine-dolichyl-phosphate N-acetylglucosaminephosphotransferase activity. Gene Ontology annotation, biological process: protein N-linked glycosylation; dolichol-linked oligosaccharide biosynthetic process. The record is from RefSeq and is a predicted model, not a curated record. Lineage: Eukaryota; Fungi; Basidiomycota; Ustilaginomycetes; Ustilaginales; Ustilaginaceae. Gene Ontology annotation, cellular component: membrane. Bases 1 to 1635 code for a protein of 544 amino acids. The transcript has a single exon.